Asparagus officinalis (garden asparagus) is the source of this 1711-nucleotide messenger RNA. RefSeq names its product DNA topoisomerase 6 subunit A3. Gene Ontology annotation, biological process: reciprocal meiotic recombination; meiotic DNA double-strand break formation; meiotic DNA double-strand break processing. The transcript is spliced from 3 exons. The coding region runs from base 36 to 1349 and encodes 437 amino acids. Gene Ontology annotation, molecular function: DNA binding; DNA topoisomerase type II (double strand cut, ATP-hydrolyzing) activity; ATP binding. The record is from RefSeq and is a predicted model, not a curated record. NCBI's taxonomy places the organism in Eukaryota, Viridiplantae, Streptophyta, Magnoliopsida, Asparagales, Asparagaceae. Gene Ontology annotation, cellular component: nuclear chromosome.
UACUGAAUACUUCAUUCGUCCAAAACCCUAAAAAAAUGUCGGAGAAAAAGCGACGACAACCAAAUCCCGCCAAUCGCGCCGCGGCUACCGCCGCCUCCUUCUCCGCCUCCAAGAAAUCCAAGCUCCCAACCACCACCAAGACCUCCUCCCACGCUCACUCCCUCCGAUCCCAACUCAAACCCGACUCCGAGAUCCUCGCCUCCCUCCAAAAACUCUACUCCGAGCACCAAAAGCCCGCCAAGGCCAAAACCCUAACCCUAACCGACCUCAACCUCACCUCCAAAUGCCGGGUGGUCUCCGAUCUCGACGCCUCCUCCGUCUCCCUCUCCAUCGAGCGCGUCGUCCUCGACAUCGCCCACUCCAUCUUGGGCGGCCGCGGGUUCUCGUUUGACGUGCCGUCGAGGUCCGCGUCGAAUCAGAUGUACGUCCCGGAGCUCGACCGGAUCGUGCUCAAGGAUAAGUCGUCGGCGAGGCAGUUUGCGAAUUUGAGCACGGUUAGGAAAGCGACGAUUACGUCGCUGGUUUAUGGGGUUCUCGAGAGGAACAUUCAUGUUACCAAGAGGGAUUUGUUUUAUACUGAUGUCAAGCUCUUCCAGGACCAGUCUCAAUCUGAUGCUGUACUUGAUGAUGUUUCUUGCAUGCUUGGCUGCACGAGAUCCUCUCUCCAUGUUGUUGCAUCUGAGAAGGGAGUUGUAGUUGGUCGACUCAUAUUCACUGAUGACGGAGACCAAAUUGACUGUACCAAGAUGGGUAUAGGAGGCAAGGCCAUUCCUCCCAAUAUCGAUCGUGUUGGAAAUCUUGAGAGUGAUGCCCUCUUCAUUCUCCUAGUAGAAAAGGACGCUGCUUUUAUGCGACUUGCAGAGGACAGAUUCUACAACCGGUUCCCCUGUAUAAUUGUCACUGCAAAAGGCCAGCCUGAUGUAGCCACAAGGCUUUUCCUCAGGAGGAUGAAGACAGAGUUGAAACUCCCAGUUCUUGCCUUAGUCGACAGUGAUCCUUAUGGCCUUAAGAUUUUAUCUGUUUAUAUGUGUGGUUCGAAGAACAUGUCUUAUGAUAGCUCGAAUCUCACAACUCCUGAUAUCAAGUGGUUGGGAGUUCGACCAAGUGACUUGGACAAGUAUCAGAUACCUGAGCAGUGUCGGCUUCCAAUGACUGAUCAGGAUGUGAAGGCUGGAAAAGAUCUUCUGGAGGAGGAUUUUGUGAAGAAGAACAAGGGGUGGGUGAAGGAGUUGGAAUUGAUGGUAAAGACAAGGAAAAAAGCUGAAAUACAGGCUCUUAGUUCGUUUGGGUUUCAGUAUCUUACGGAGGUGUACUUGCCUCUAAAGAUACAAGACCAGGAUUGGCUGUGAGAUUGAAAGGAGCAGGUUCCUAUUGUAACCACGAAAAGCAAGCUCAAUUCACUGAAGCAAGCAUUUAGUCUCUGAAGCACUAAAAAGCAAGCAGACAUUGUGUUGGCCCUUAUGUUUUAUUUACGGCCUUUUUCCGCGGAGUACUUGUAUGUAAAGUGCUUGAAAGAUACAUACUCUGGUUAUUUUUGGUGGGAGCACGAGCUUCAUGUGUUGUUUUAUUGUCGAAUUUAGUAUUUUAAAAACCGAAAUUUCAAUCCUGCAUCUCCACAGUGACGGUGAAUGCUCUAAUGCUCUAUAAACCAUGUCUAUUGAGGUUGUAUAGAUACUCAAAAAAGUUAGACCAAAAGUUUGGUCUCUCCUCA